CAAAUGUGUUAAAACCAUUCUCCUUUUGACCGGUUAACCCCAAAACCCCAUGGUUUGGUGUGCCGAGUUUUGGCGGCAGCUGCUGCCUGCAGAUCUGGGCGGACGCGGAAGUGUUGGAAGUGCUCCCAGGAUUCCAGGAGGUGUAGCUGCAGCAACCAGCCAUGGCAACGAUCUCAAGGGCGAUGAAGGCAAUCUGGCUGUGGAGCAACGUAUCAUCCGUGGUUCAGAGGCUCCAGUUGGACGAGCAGCGGCAACGAUGCAAGCAGUGGACCAGGACGUGAAUGCUGCCGCGGAUGCCUUUGAUGCUCGCUGGGACGCCUGUGUAUCCAAGUGCAGCCUGAUGUGAAGCUACGCAGCUGUGAGGAGCUCGAGGGAUUUCCGGACUCUGCUGGAGAAUCUGGCGGAGAUGGCAUGGUUUCGAGUUGGACCCCUUGACGGAUUCAGCGCCCCCUCCCAAUGAUCCGCAAGAAGAACAGCAUGUUCCACUGUUCCACCCAAAAUGUGUCGGUUUCACCAUCCUAGUGCUUCAGGGCUGAGCCUGUACAGAUGCCCACAACAGACCAACAGCGAG
Cladocopium goreaui is the source of this 571-nucleotide messenger RNA. Lineage: Eukaryota; Dinophyceae; Suessiales; Symbiodiniaceae. The record is from the annotation of a GenBank genome assembly.